Molecule: messenger RNA, 1071 nt
Organism: Leptonychotes weddellii (Weddell seal)
Lineage: Eukaryota; Metazoa; Chordata; Mammalia; Carnivora; Phocidae
Source: RefSeq, a predicted model, not a curated record
CCGGGACCUCGAGGCAUGCCUGGUUCAGCUGGCAGAGAGGGUCCAUCAGGGAAGCAGGGGAACGUAGGACCUCAAGGCCCACCUGGCCCUAAAGGAGAGGCUGGGCCCAAAGGAGAAGCGGGUGUGGCCGGCAAGCCGGGCUCUGCGGGGACACAAGGUCCCACAGGUGUUAAAGGAGAGAGAGGUGCCCCGGGUGAGCACGGAGCCCCUGGGAGUGCUGGGGCAGCAGGACCUGCUGGAGCCAUGGGUCCACCGGGACCUCCAGGUGCCAAAGGGCCCCCGGGACUGAAGGGGGACAGAGGUGCUCCUGGGAACAAAGGAGCGAAGGGAGAGAGUGGGCUUCCGGACAUCACUGCUCUGAGGCAGCAGGUGGAGGCCUUGCUCGGACAGGUCCAACACCUCCAGAAUGCCUUCUCUCAGUAUAGGAAAGUGGAGCUCUUCCCCAACGGCCGAGCUGUUGGGGAGAAGAUCUUCAAGACGGCGGGUUUUGAAAAGACUUUUGAGGACGCGCAGCAGGUGUGUAUGCAGGCGGGGGGACAGAUGGCCUCCCCACGCUCUGCAGCCGAGAACGAGGCCCUGCAGGAGCUGGCCACUGUUCAGAACAAGCCUGCUUUCCUGAGCAUGACCGACAUCAAGACAGAGGGCAAUUUCACCUACCCCACCGGGGAGCCCCUGGUCUAUUCCAACUGGGCCCCGGGGGAACCCAACAACAAUGGCGGCUCGGAGAACUGUGUGGAGAUCUUUACCAACGGCAAGUGGAACGACAAGGUCUGCAGGGACCCGCGCCUGGUGGUCUGCGAGUUCUGAGCUGCGGGGGCCGGCGGGGAGCCUGGCCAGCGAGUGGGGGCCCAGGCCCGUGCGCUGCCAACGCCCCAAUAAAAUGGCGCCGCCUCUGCCAGCCAGGGCUUCUCCGCAGAGCCGUGGGGGGUGGCCAGAAGGCAGGUCCCCGCGGAACGCCUCUCUCCGAGUCAGAUGGCUUCACACACACAAGACCUGUCAGGAAGAAGGGGCCCGCUGCUCUCCCAGUGGCAAGGAAUAAAAUUGGGUCCCCACGACCUCCCCAUGGCAAAA